AUGAAAGCCACGAGUAUGAAUAUUUUGGAGUGGGUCAUCCUGGCAGCUGCUCUUGUCAGCGGAGCAAGUGCAACUCAGAAACCGAUAAAAGGCGACUUCAUCUGCGAACACCCUCCGUACACCGUUUCGCUGGUAUCCAAGUCACCGCUGGUUGCAUACCUUCACAAUUUCAUCACCCCAAAAGAGAGGGCUCACCUGCAGGAAGUGACCAAAGAUAGCUUCUCCCGUUCCGGGGUCACAGGGGCCGAUGGCGAACACUCCGUGCGAACAUCACAAUCCACCUCCGUGGCACCGGAUGAUGUUGUCAGGUGCAUCGAGGACCGCGCACUUGCUUUCCAAGGCUAUGAUGUCCAGCGAAGCCACGUUGAACCCUUACAGCUGGUCAAGUACGGCAUAGGACAGCGAUAUCACUUCCAUACCGACUGGUUCACCGAUCUUUCCCACGCCACAGCAGACCUAGGUGGGAAUCGGGUGUCGUCCUUCUUCGCGUACGUGCACGUGUCGAACGACACGACCGGGGGAGGGACGAACUUCCCCAUUCUCGAGGCGCCGAGAGAUUCUCGCUGGUGCUCCAUAGUGGAUUGCGACGAACCGUAUGAGAAUGGGGCGACUUUUAGGCCUAUCGAGGGCAACGCGGUGUACUGGGAGAAUCUAUUCCCAAACGGCAUGGGUGAUGAGAGGACACUGCACGCUGGAUUACCGGUGACGACGGGACAGAAGAUAGGCAUGAAUAUCUGGACAAGACAGGGACCACUGAGUGAUGAGAUCCGGGGAGACAGAUGA
This is a messenger RNA of Diaporthe amygdali, 783 nucleotides long. Its product is annotated as oxidoreductase. The coding region runs from base 1 to 783 and encodes 260 amino acids. Gene Ontology annotation, molecular function: L-ascorbic acid binding; iron ion binding; procollagen-proline 4-dioxygenase activity. The transcript is spliced from 2 exons. Gene Ontology annotation, biological process: peptidyl-proline hydroxylation to 4-hydroxy-L-proline. Lineage: Eukaryota; Fungi; Ascomycota; Sordariomycetes; Diaporthales; Diaporthaceae. Gene Ontology annotation, cellular component: endoplasmic reticulum. The record is from RefSeq and is a predicted model, not a curated record.